UGUCAGAAUGAAUCCCCCCAUCGAGCGAUCACUGCAAUAGAAUCUGUUAAAUUCGUGAUGACCAGCCCAGAAUGCGCAACUUUGCCUUGGGGCCGGCUUGGGCUUCGGGGGCAGAGCUGUGGUUUGAUUAUUUGUUGUUUCACAAGGAAACCGGAAAAGCAAAUUCUGAUUUCUGUGAGAAGCUGAAUCAGUCCUGAAUCCCUGGUUGCAGAAAAUCAGAAUCAUAUUACAAUAUCAAUCAUCUUUGCUUUGCCCCGCCAAAAAAGGGAUCCCCGGUGAUACUUCUAAUGAAUCAAAUCAUCUUUUGAAUAUAUGGAUGGACAGUUGUCAGUUGCGCACUCUCCAUCAUCUUUCGUCUUCUCGCCGUUAUGUAAGGCUCCCAUUUCAUUUCUCCCGCCAAUGUUCACAACUUCAUAACACCAAAACUAUUCUUUCUCUGAUUCUGCAAUCCAACAUUCCAACUAGCUGUUCUAGGGUUACAGAAAGAAAGAAAUGGCAGAGACCCAGUUUCCCAGGGGAGCGCUAAUUGAAGUUUGCUGCGAUGACGAUGGCUUUAGGGGAGCGUGGUUUGAGGCAACAGUACUCCGGUCAGUGACGAGGAGACAGAACAAACCACAGCUCUACAUCGAGUAUUCUCACCUAGUGCAGGAGCAAGACCAAUCAAAGCCAUUAAAAGAAUUUGUCAAUGUCGUCAAUGCGAGACCUCGACCUCCACGAGAUAUCGAUCCGACCUUCAAACUUAGUGAGGAGGUCGACGCGUUUCACAACGACGCUUGGUGGGAAGGCAUCGUCACCCAGGUUCUUGAUAAUUCCAGAUAUUCGGUGUUCUUCAGGGGCACGAAGGAGCAGAUCGAAUUCGGGAAGAAUGAUCUCCGUCGUCAUCGUGAAUGGAUCGAUGGGAGCUGGAAUCCCCCCAAAGAAGUGCAGCUUAACUUAGAUAGUACACCAUCUAAUUCAGAGGAUAAGUACGACAAGGGAACACUGGUAGAGGUUAGCAGCAAUGAAGAAGGUUUCCAAGGCGUUUGGUUCACUGCAACCAUUGUCAAAGCAUCAGGGAAGAAUAAGUAUACGGUUGAGUACCAAACCCUAAUAACAGAUAAGGGAAAACCCUUGAGAGAAGUGGCAGAUACUGCACACAUCAGGCCACUGCCUCCUGAAACAAAGGUUGACAGUUUCGGUCGAUUUGAAGAAGUUGAUGCUCUCUACAAAGAUGGAUGGUGGGUGGGUGUGAUUUCCAAAGUUACUAGUAGAUCAAAGUACAUAGUUUACUUCAGGAACACAAACGAGGAAUUGGAGUUUAAACAUUCAGACCUGAGGGUUCAUUACGACUGGAUUGAUGGAAAAUGGGUCAGGGCUUCUAAGGCACUAGGGUUUUGAAGAUGCCAUCAUCAAACAAAAUCUGAUAAAAUUUGCUUCAUGAUGCAAUGACGUGUGCCCUUCCAUCUCGAGAUUGAUCUUUAACUGGUGUACAUUCAGGGAUUUGGUCAGUGAUGAGGUGUCAUUAAUGUCAUCUAUCUUUGUAUUGUCCUCGCAAUUUGUAUUGAUAUUGGGACUUGUCAAAAAAAAAAGUAUUGAAAUUGGUAGUUGCCUUGACUUACUGCAAAUGUCUUUACACAGUCACAAACUAGCUUUUAUACUUCUUUUGUAUCUCUGCUUUCAUUGAAGUAGUUCAUGGUUUAUAUACAUAUUAAAAUUUAAAUAGAAACUGGCUGCUAAAGCUUU
Molecule: messenger RNA, 1722 nt
Organism: Nelumbo nucifera (sacred lotus)
Lineage: Eukaryota; Viridiplantae; Streptophyta; Magnoliopsida; Proteales; Nelumbonaceae
Product: protein AGENET DOMAIN (AGD)-CONTAINING P1
Source: RefSeq, a predicted model, not a curated record